Molecule: messenger RNA, 5156 nt
Organism: Venturia canescens
Lineage: Eukaryota; Metazoa; Arthropoda; Insecta; Hymenoptera; Ichneumonidae
Gene: FER
Product: tyrosine-protein kinase Fer
Exons: 14
Coding region: 644-3184 (846 amino acids)
Biological process (GO): peptidyl-tyrosine phosphorylation
Molecular function (GO): non-membrane spanning protein tyrosine kinase activity; ATP binding
Source: RefSeq, a predicted model, not a curated record
CAUUAAAACCUAAUGGGAGUACGCAUUCCAAUAUUAUUUCAGUUCGAUGCAAGCCCCGUCUGUACAUGUAUAUAUACUGUAAUCGUGCUUAUAUAGAUUCCCGUGUGCAGCGAAGAGACUUUCACUCGCGUAUCUUGCACGUGAUCGUAUUACCUAUGGCGGUAUUUCCCUCGACGGGUAUAUAAAAAAAAAUCCCAUAAUUUUCGUUACCCACAUUAAAACAAACACAUUCACAUGCAUACGCGCGCGUAAAAUGUCGAUAUUAACAUAGUUUCUACUUGUUUAUUGUUUUUCUUGAGUGUUGUUUAAAUGUUUUUUUUCCUGAUUGCGUGUAUUAAAAAAAAUUGAAAAUUUUUGGUUCUGAAAUGUUCUGUACGAUCGAUGGAUCAGGUGUCGAGGCUUCUUAUUACUAUUUAAAGUGCUCACGUCAGAUUGGAAACAGACACAUUGCGGGAAUGAGUUCAACGUGAUGAAUAUUGUUGUAUUUAGCGCGUUACGUGUUUAAACUCAUAAUUUGAAUACGAGAUUUUUAAAACUCUUUAUUCGAUUCACGGAAUAACAAAAAAACAACGUUUUGUUCUUUCGGUUGAUAAUUGUUUGGAGUGAAAUACAGAAACAGAAGAGAGAGAAAAAAUUGGAAAGUAUGGGUUUUUCCACUACCCUUCAGGGACAAUCGUCUCACGAGGCUCUUCUUGGAAGACAAGAUGCGGAAAUUAAGCUUUUGGAAACUAUGCGAAGGUGCUUGACUACCAAAGUCAAGUCCGACAGGGAAUACGCCUCUGCCAUUUCUUCGCUCACUGUACAAGGGAAAAAAGUUGAACGUUAUGAUGACCUCUUUGGCAGCCUUAUAGCUCAGAGCUGGCGUGACAUCAUGGAAUCAUUGGAACAAAUAGCUAAACUUAUUAAGCAACAGGCAGAUUCAAUGGAGAAUAUUGUUGUAGAACACAUAAGUAGUUUAUAUGCAGAAAAGAGGAGAGCCCGGAAAUUAUAUCAAGAAGAACAAGUCUGGCUAAACACCCAGUUUCAACAGUUGAGUGACGAUGUGGCCAGAAAAAAGACAGAGUACCAAAAGAAUCUCGAGGUGUACAAACUUGCAAGGUCGAGGUUCGAGGAACACUAUGUCAAAUCUGGGAGAGGAGGAAGAAAAUUGGAUGAUGUGAGAGAAAAGUAUCAAAAAGCUUGCAGGAAGUUACAUUUGACUCACAACGAAUACGUGCUUUUACUCGGGGCAGUUGCGGAAUGCGAACAGGAUCUAAGAACUUGUUAUUUGCCAAGUCUUCUUCAUCGGCAACAAGCGAUUCAUCAAGAAUUCAUAGUAGGCUGGAAAGCCAUUCUUCAAGAUACUGUCAAAUAUUCUGAUUUCACUAACGAGAAAUUUCGUGAAAUUCACACCCGAAUGCAGACGGGAGUUGAUUCGAUAAAACCAGUUGAGGAAUAUCGAGACUUUAUCGGAAAACACAGAACUCGUCCAGCGUCGCCGUUGCGUUUCACGUUCGACGACAACCUCGUCGACGACACUUCAGGAAAGUUGUUACCGAACAAAUUGACAGUGGACAAUUUGACGAUAGAUUGGCUUCGGAGUAGAUUGAACGAGCUUGAAACGUCGUUAAAAACGACACAGCUCAGUCGACAAACGUCCCAACAAGCACAGGAAAAUAAUACUGACACAAAGCCACAUAAUUUGGAUUAUUCGCGUGAGAGGGAAGAGCUGAGAUUACGUUGUCAGGAAAAAAAACUUCAGAGACAAGCCGAAGUCAUACGGGGAGCUCUCAAUGAACUCGGUUGUGAAGAACUGCCCUCGGGAUGCGAUCUGUCCAUGGAAGGUUCCUUCACUGAACCACCAGUUACCAUGAAGAGGAAUACAGUACCAGACACGGGUAUCUUCACCCUGAGGAACCAAAGAUUUAUGACUAUAUUAAGAUCUCCCUUUAAAUCUUUGCCAUCUAUAAACGAUGGUAAGAAUGGGGUUAUUAGGGCUAAUAGCGUAGGAUCGACACCAAAGCCGAUUCGCGCUCCCCCGGUAGUUCCUCUUCGAGGCGUCACAAAUUCAAAUAAUGGACCACGUGGUAGCGGAGCUCUCAUCGACGAGGAGUGGUUCCAUGGGGUUUUACCGCGUGAAGAAGUUGUUAGACUAUUGGUAACUGAGGGUGACUUUUUGGUUCGUGAAACAACGAGAAACGACGAGUGUCAAAUCGUUCUUUCGGUCUGUUGGGAUGGACACAAACAUUUUAUCGUACAAACCACACCGGAAGGACAUUACAGAUUUGAAGGCCCCACAUUCCCUUCGAUACCAGAAUUGAUAAUUCACCAAUGGAAAUCUGGUUUACCAGUCACUAGUCGAUCGGGCGCGAUUUUGAAAACCCCUAUUUUGAGAGAAAGAUGGGAACUCAACAACGAUGAUGUUAUUCUUCUAGAUAAAAUAGGACGCGGGAAUUUCGGUGAUGUAUAUAAGGCGCAAUUAAGAUCUUGUAAGACCGAAGUAGCCGUGAAAACUUGCAAAGUGACUUUACCAGAUGAGCAAAAACGAAAAUUUUUGCAAGAGGGUAGGAUUUUGAAGCAAUACGAUCAUCCAAAUAUUGUCAAGCUUAUCGGUAUAUGCGUACAAAAGCAGCCGAUAAUGAUAGUGAUGGAACUGGUUCCCGGUGGAUCGCUGCUGACUUAUUUGAGGAAAAAUUCCAGUACUAUAACGCAGAGGGAACAACUGCGUAUGUGUAAAGACGCCGCAGCUGGAAUGUGUUAUUUGGAAUCAAAAUAUUGUAUUCACAGAGACUUGGCCGCUCGUAAUUGUCUCGUCGGUUACGAAUCGAUCGUUAAAAUUUCAGACUUUGGAAUGUCCCGAGAGGAAGAAGAAUAUAUAGUUUCAGAUGGUAUGAAGCAAAUUCCUAUCAAAUGGACAGCUCCGGAAGCUCUGAAUUUCGGCAAAUAUACGACGCUCUGCGAUGUGUGGAGUUACGGUGUUUUGAUGUGGGAAAUAUUUUCGAAAGGCGGAAAUCCUUAUAGUGGUAUGUCGAACUCGCAGGCACGAGAAAAAAUCGAUGCAGGGUACCGAAUGCCUGCAACGGAAGGAACUCCUGAUGAAAUAUAUCGGUUAAUGUUACGUUGUUGGGAAUACGAACCGGAAAAGCGACCGCAUUUCGAACAGAUAUAUUCCAUAGUCGAAACUCUGUCCCAGGUGUAUUUGUGAAAUUGGACGAGAACUCAUAAUCAAGCGUCGUCGCGUGUUAACGAUGUUUCCCCCGUACAUUCCCAGCAUAAAAUUUCGUCCGAUCAGAAUUUCAGAGCUUAGCAAUUUCGAAGGAAAUGUAUUCACUUUUUCGUAUUUAUGAUUAUAGAUUUUCACAUGUGCCGAAUGAUUGUUAAUAAUCGUUUUAAUAUUACAGUAUUUGAAUUCAAUUCGGUGUUUUUUUUAAUGCGUGUGAUUUUUUUCAUAAUUUUUUGUGCUUUUAGUUGGCCGGCGUUUUUGAGUUAAAAUCAUCCUUGAAAAGUGCUCAAAUUAGUGUCUGGUAUCACGUAUCAACUACAUACAAAGUUCAUAUCACAAAGCUAGCCGAUAUAUCGGUUUUCCCGUCCUCUAGACGUUAACUCUUGAUUAUCCUGUACAAUUUAUAAUGUAUCGCGAAAUUUUAAUAUAUUUUUGGAGAAAGAUCGAUUAUCGAGCAAUAAUACUCUAAAAUUAAGUUGAACGAAUAGUUUUACAAAUGGUGCUUUUAGGAAAAAGUAACAAAGGAAUUUCGAAGAACCGCUUCGGAUUAUAAAAAAAAUCAAUGUACUCAUUCAAACGUUUUUCGUUGAAAUAAUGAGCUAAAAAUAAUUAGGCUUUAUCAUUGAGCGUAAGUUUUCACAACAUUCAAAAAGUCGCUAGAUUUCUAAAUAUUUCAAUCGAAAAUAGCUAAGUGCCAAAAUUUUGAUCGAAUAAAAUAAUCGGCUGGUUAUGUAUGUAUAAUACAUGUCCAUUUUAAAAAAUCUUGUACCAUAAAUCGUUAUUUUCGAGAAAGUGGUCGUUAUUCGGGUUAAGUUAUCUGUAGAAUGUUGUUUUUCUUCUGGGCUUUUAUCCGAUUUCAUUUGACGGAUACAGUAUGCUCGCUGAUUAUUCCUUCUAAAUUUGUUGCAACUGCCGAUUCCAUGUAAGACAUCAAAAUCGAGAUGCAACUGUAAAUUUCGAACGAAAUGCAAACCUAUGCAUUUUCUUUCUUCCUAAAAAUCUGCCUCGUUUAAUGAUUUUUUCGGAAUCAACUUGUAACACAUUUUAAAGUUGUAUUACGAACGAUUGACAUUCGAAAAUUGUUGCGACUAGAUUUCCUUGCGUCUUGAAAAAUGCAUUCGCAAAUUCUUAUGUUUAGUUGUAAAAAAAAAAAAAAAAUACAUAUUUAUCAUUUUCGUUUUAUUGUCGUAUUCGUGCCGUCUUUUUUGUAAUAUUCUCAUGUGAAAUCCUCUCAUUUUGAGCUCCCUCUUUAUACGUUCCUAUUCAAUAUCCAUUUUAGUGCUGAAUUAAUUAACCUAACAGCCAAGCAAAUAUUUUUGGCUGUUGAAACGGUGUAAAAACUCUUUCGAGAUAUUUCAUUCGUUCAAACAUUAUCGUUUUUAAUCGUUUUCCAUUUUCUUCUCUCUUCCAUUCAAUUGCACUUGUCGACUCGAAACUUGUGAUUGUUUUUUCUAUUACAACUUGUAAAUUUACGAAAUAAGAAAUGAGAAAUUGAAAACCCGGAUGACCUACUCGUGGAAAUUGCUCCGAAAUUCGCGACAGAUGUUUUUUCAUUCAAUAUGUUAAUGUUCCGUAAUAAUUGCACGGUGUCGAGUAUGAAAUUCUUUUUAAUUCAAUACAGAUUCGCACACCAUUAUUUUCUUCGUUUUUAUAGUUUUUUUUUUAUCAUUCGUGAAUCGAUAUGAAACGCAUUAAUUUGUUUCUUUGCCGUGUGUUUUGCUUACGGGUUAAAGACGGUCGCACGGUUGCCUAGCAAAUUCCGUUGAACAUGAUACGUACUCCAGAUUUUUGGUUCACACGGGAUUACUCGUACAUAUUUUGUUUCUUUUUUCAUUAUUUUUCAAUCAAACCCAACAGCGCCUAAACACACUCAAUUAUUCGCUAAGCAAAAGUGAAGUGUUAUCACUGUGUAUGGCUGAAAAGUAUAAAUAAUAAAUAAACAACUCAAUAUUCA